CUCGCAUCCGUCGGCCACAGUUAGUUAUUGUUGUACGUUGCUCGUGAGCGACACUCACAUUCAUUCACAAGCAUCUCACCCAAAGUCGCUCAUUAUCCCACGCAUCGCGCAGCGCGUCGCUCGCUCCACCAGCUGUUCGUUGCCCACGUAAACAAACGCGACAUCAACAAUAGCCACCGCAACGACAAACCCCGACAAUCAGAACAGAACGAACGCAGCGCGCCGAACGAACACAGGCCUCUCCACGUGCAACCUCUGGAAGGUCUCACCUCGACACGCAAACUACCUUACGCAAGUGCCACGAGACAAACGCCCAGCAUGAAGUAUCUCUACAGCGCCGCGGCGCUGUUCGCCGCAUCCGUGUCCGCAGAUUUAUGCGCCCACGGCAGCACAGAUGUUAAUGGCAACUGGUACUGCCAGGAGGUCAAGGCUAUCACCUACUCCGGCGUUGGCGGAUCGGGCUCGUACAACAAGGUCACCUCCAUGGGCUCCAGCGGAUCAUGUAGCAGCACCCCAUACGGCUACUCUGGCAGCAUGGCGCCCCUGGAUGAGGAGGUCUCGAUGCACUUCCGCGGUCCACUGCGCCUCAAGCAGUUCGCAUUCUAUGCUCCAGGCUCUUCUUCCACCAAGAUGGUCAAGGCAAGGAGCGCAAGGCCUAGCUCUCGUGAGCGCCGCAGCGCACUUGGUCAUGGUCACGCUCACGCCCAUGCACACCUGCACGACAAGCGUGAGGCUGAUCCAGACGCUGCUGUUGGUGACCUUGUCACUGAUGUCAUCGACGGCAAGACCGUGCACUGGCUCAACACCUACGAUGGAGGUGCCUCUAGCGCACCCGCCAGCGCUCAGUCUUACGGCUCGGGCAGGUCCAGCAGCAGUGCCUCGACUUCGGGCUCAGCGGCCAGCUCUUACUCUUCAUCUGACGACACCAUCAGCGGCUCUGGCUGGACUCGCCAGGGCUACUACAACGCUCAGGACCAGACUUCUGAGGGCAUUGUCUUCCUCAACCACGAAGGUGGCUCAGGCUCUGGUGUUUUCGACAUGACCUACGGUAACUCGCUCUCUUACGCCAGUACUGAUGGCUGCUCUGGUGCCUCGUCCCCACAGAUCCUCAAGGACUGCCAGCUCAAGUCUGACACCGAGGUUGUCAUCAUGACCGACAAGAAGUGUUCUGGUGACAGCUGCGGCUUCGUUCGCCCAGGCACUGUCGCAUACCACGGCUUCAACGGCCCAAGCAAGGCUUUCUUCUUCGAGUUCAGCAUGCCAGAUGAUGGUACCACUGCUGCCAGCAUCUACGACCCAACCAACAUGCCAGCCAUCUGGAUGCUCAACGCUCAAAUCCCACGCACUCUCCAGUACGGUAAAGCUGACUGCUCUUGCUGGACCUCCGGCUGCGGUGAAUUCGACAUCUUCGAGGUCCUCGCUGCUGGUGACAAGCGCUGCAAGUCUACUCUGCACGGCAACAUUGCUGGUGGUGACAGCGACUACUUCGCUCGCCCAGUCGAUAAAACCAUCAAGGCCGCUCUCCUUCUGUACAAGGACAACAUCCACAUUAAGAUUCUUGAUGACAGCACCCAAUUUGGCAAGACCAUGGAUGACACCUUCCUUGACAACAUGAUGAAGGACACCAUGACUGACAGCUUGGAGAGGCUUGUCUCGCAUUUCGCGCUCAGCAAGAGCUCUUAAAGGCAGCACGAGUCUGCAGUGAUUCUAUCCCAACAGUAUAGGGUAGCAGCAGGGAGUUUUCGGCGUUGAAAUUGAAUUCCUGGCCACGGCCUGCUUUUGCGAGCUGGAAAUAUGCUGGUCAGGUUGUCUUGCAUUGGAGAGGUUGUCGCGCCGAGGGGGUGUGAUUCGGACUCGACCGCGCCUGUACAUAAGCUAGAUGACAAGCCGUGCUGAAGCCGCAGACUCUCGAGGGUGCCUACGAUGUCAGUAUGUUAGAGGUACGAGCCUCGGCGGAAGUGCGUGAUGAGUACACAGAGAGGCUGGUGGUACAGAGUACAAUUCUGUUAUUCGCAUGAAGCCAUGCAUCCUCAUCG
Molecule: messenger RNA, 2036 nt
Organism: Pseudocercospora fijiensis CIRAD86
Lineage: Eukaryota; Fungi; Ascomycota; Dothideomycetes; Mycosphaerellales; Mycosphaerellaceae
Exons: 1
Coding region: 319-1683 (454 amino acids)
Cellular component (GO): fungal-type cell wall
Source: RefSeq, a predicted model, not a curated record